UAGGAAAUCCCAAAAAUAAAAAACGAUCGCUUUUAUCCCACUCUUCCUCUUCUCUUCCUUCCUUAUGCUCUUUCCUUCUGUUCUUUUUUCUUUCAACUGAACUUUCGGCGUUUUGAAUUAGGGUUUCUCAUUCUCCUCUUCCCCGUCACAGUCCUUUGUAAUCUCAGUCGCCCGAUCUCCCGAGUAGCCGUUGCCCCUCCCUUCCCGCCAUUUUCACCCUCCCCCCAGCCGUAGAUUGCGGCUGUUUUUGUAUACUAGCCGUUAGAUCUACCCCCACCCCCACCCCCACCGGGUAUCCGCGGACACUGUUUAGCGGGAAAAGAGAUGUCGACAGAGGAGGCAGAGAAGAAGGUCGAGGCGGAGGAGAAGGCGGGCGAGCUGCUCUUCUGCGGGGCCACGUGUUGGGACAUCGUUGGCCGCAAGAGGUCCACUGGGGACACGAACUUGGUCUCCCCCACCCGGCUUCGGCCACUUGUCGGAGUCGACAUCCGCUUCGUUGCCUCCGGUUGCUCAUCUUGUCACUGUGUGGCGUUGGAUGUUGAGGGGCGAUGCUACACAUGGGGGCGUAAUGAGAAGGGGCAGCUGGGACAUGGAGAUACCAUUCAGCGUGAUCGACCCACAGUUGUUUCUGAACUUAAAAAGUAUAAAAUUGUCAAAGCCGGUUCAGGGAGGAAUCAUACUGUGGUUGUAACUGAGGAUGGAAACUCACUCGCCUUUGGCUGGAAUAAGCAUGGGCAGCUGGGAUCAGGUUCAGUACGAAAUGAAAUUGAGGCAUCCCCCGUCCGCUGUCUUGUAUCUGAAGUGAAAACCACUGCCUGUGGGGCUGACUUCACUGUCUGGCUAACUUCUGUUGAAGGAGCUUCAAUACUUACUGCAGGGCUUCCACAAUACGGUCAACUUGGACAUGGAACUGACAAUGAGUACAAUACUAAAGAUAGCUCUGUGAGAUUAGCUUAUGAAGCCCAACCACGCCCAAAAGCAAUAGCAUCUCUUUCAGGGGAGACUAUUGUCAAAGUUGCUUGUGGAGCUAACCAUACAGUGGCUGUAGACUCAAAUGGCUAUGUUUACACGUGGGGCUUUGGUGGUUAUGGGAGACUCGGUCACAGGGAGCAAAAGGAUGAGUGGGCCCCUCGUCGUGUUGAUAUCUUUCAGCGCAAUAAUGUUUUACCACCCGAUGCCGUGGUUUCAGCUGGUUCUGUGAACUCUGCAUGUACUGCAGGUGGAGGGCAGCUGUAUAUGUGGGGAAAGAUUAAGAAUACUGGUGACGACUGGAUGUAUCCUAAGCCACUCAUGGAUUUAAGUGGGUGGAAUAUCCGCUGCAUGGAUUCUGGAAGCAUGCACCACUUUGUCGGUGCCGACUCAUCCUGCAUCAGUUGGGGACAUGCUCAAUAUGGAGAGCUGGGAUACGGUCCCCUAGGACAAAAGUCUUCUGCAGUACCUAAAAAGGUUGAUAUUCUCGAGGGCAUGCAUGUGAUUGGAGUUGCAUGUGGCAUGGGCCAUUCGCUGGUUGUCAUUGAUAGAACAAAUGUUGGUGAGCGUCUCGAUCAGUUUGAUGUUUAUGAUGGCAAAUCUUCCCUUGAAGGAAGUGAGGAACCUGAGAGCAAAGCUCCAUCUACUAAGCAAACUCCUAAGAGGGCGGCUACCAAAAAAGCCUCUGACAACAAAAGGAAGAAGAAAGCAAAAGCAUUAUCCUCUGAAGAUGAGGAUGAGGAUGAGGAUGAGGAAGAGGAAGAGGAAGAGGAAGAGGAGGAGAGCGAUGUUGAGUCCGAUGAUAGUGAACAAGUCAACGGCAAGGUUGGCAAAAAAUCUCAACGAGGUCGGAAAGCUGCUGGCAGAGGCCGAGGAAGGGGUGCAAAAGCAACGGCCAGUGCCGGAAGAGGAGGCAGUGGUCGGGGAAAGAGAGGAAGGCCUCGCAAAUCUUAACUCUGACGGAGUUAUAUCCCCACUCUGGUGCAAGCUGGGAAUUUUGGCUCUCUCUCAAAGAGAGAGGUGUGUACUAUUCUUUUGGAACAUUGAAUCGUGUUAUUUUACGUCUUUUAUGUCAUUAUCUUCAGGAUCUUUCGUCACUUUGAUUUGAGGAUGUUAUUUGACGAUGAACAAUUUUAAUGAUUCUGAGGGCUAGUGUGGCCGAUUGAGCUUGAAGGCUGGUUGGCUGCUUCUUGGUGUACCUAAUUGCAAUGAAGGAGACUAAUGUUAUACAUCA
Molecule: messenger RNA, 2203 nt
Organism: Punica granatum (pomegranate)
Lineage: Eukaryota; Viridiplantae; Streptophyta; Magnoliopsida; Myrtales; Lythraceae
Source: RefSeq, a predicted model, not a curated record